Molecule: messenger RNA, 11253 nt
Organism: Podarcis lilfordi (Lilford's wall lizard)
Lineage: Eukaryota; Metazoa; Chordata; Lepidosauria; Squamata; Lacertidae
Source: the annotation of a GenBank genome assembly
AUACAACCCCUGGGGAAAUCCUCAGUGCCGGAUCCCAUCCGAGCACCGGCAGGGGCUGCUCUGCCCCAUAGCUCUAUGGGCCGGACUUUUCCUGGCAGGCGGGAAAAAGGAGCAUCGGGAGGGGCUUGAGAAAGGGGGGGGCGUCGCUGGACUAACUCCUCCCGCCCUGCUCUUUCUGUUGCAGGAAAAGACAUCGGAAGAGCGAGCAAGGGAGGCGGAGGGGCAGAAGAGAGGACAAAGGGGUAAAGAUGCAGUGGGGAGAGGGAGGAAAGGACAAAGACCCCUCCAUAUCUCCCCACCUUCUCCCAAAGCGCCUUUACUGGGGCCCCAUCAGGAGGGUCUGGAUCCAUGCAAUCCCGCUGCGAAGUGGGGACCCAAGACCUGCAGGACUUGCAUGGCUCGAUCUCCUUUGGAGCCCCUCCCCCACAAAAGACUCACUCUCUCUCUCUCUCUCUAUAAAACACUAUGGGACAUGCACAGGGGCGGGGGUGCAGGGGUCCUUUCUACAGAGGAAGCCCCUGCCGGGUUUCCGUGGCGCCUUCUCCUUGGAAGCAUCCGCGCCACGCGCAUUUGGGGGCGAGGGGUGAGCGGAGCCAAGGGGGGUUUCUGGGCGCAGGGGCGUCUCAGGGACGGAGGGAGGAGGGCAGAGGAAGCUUGGAGGCUGGGGGAUCAAUGGAAGCAUUCGUGGCGGGGGAGGGGGGAAUCCUGUGGGCGGGGGGGAGAGAGUGAGGGAGAGACCCGUCGCCUUUUGGAAGAGAUGUCUCCAUCUUGGGCGCUGGCGGGGGAAUCUCCGGAGGGGCGGCCUUGGCUUUUCCCUUCCUGGCAAGAAAUCUGCCUUGGAGAGAGGGACAGGGAGGGAUCCUUGAAAAAAGGGGGGGUCCCAUUUCCCCACCCAGUUCUUUCCAGGAUGCUUCUUUCUACCAAGUCCAGCCACUGGAGAGAAAAGGCAGGAAGAUCCUGGGAGGAACCCCCUCCCUUAAGUUACCGGAAACUUCCUCCCUCGCUCAGGCUUCGAGUUUAUUGCAGGAGGGGGGUCCCGUGUGGGUGGUCCUGGCCCACCUGUGUGCUGGCAGGAGGUCCAAAUUUCAAGAGGGUAGGCCUGGUGGGAAAGCAACCCCCUGGCCAGGUCAGCUGCAUCAGAGCUCCAGGGAGGGCAGAAGAGGAAAGUCAGGAACGCCAUUUCGGAAGGGAUCUUCCUUUCUUCUUCCCUUCUCCUCCUUUGUCUCCUGUCUCCGCUUUCCUCUCUUCUCUUCCUGCGGCCUUUUCACUCUCUGUGGAGGGGAGACCAUCAGAUUCAGAGAAACAAGGGUUGUCCUGGGGGUUGGGACUCCCCCACCCAAAUGUCCAGAAUCCUCCUGUGUCUCCUUCCCCUCCUUCUCCCCUCUCUUUCAUUUCCACCCUUACCUGGGUUUUCUUCUCUUCUUUACCUGGACUACCUUACAGGAACCUUUAGGAAGUUCUCCAGAGUAACUGUGGGACCACUGAGUUCCUUUAUCCUAAGAAGUUGUCUUCCUUUUUAUUCCUGUUCUGUUCUUCUUGCUAUAGUUACCUGCUUAAGCACAAAUUGAGCUAGCAAGAGGGUCGUCUUGUCCAUCUCGAAAGUUUUUAUUCGUAUUCCAAAAAUAAAAUAAAAUGGUUGUAAUCCCAAAAAAAAUUGCAAACCGGGACACGCACUUUCGGGUUUGAAGUGUUUGUAAUCCAAAACAUAUGCAAACCAGACUGCUUGCAAACCAAGGUACCACUUGUUUUACAAGUAAGGUCUGUCAAAUUCUAGAUACAGGUAGGUAGCCGUGUUGGGCUGCCAUAGUUGAAACAAAAUUUUAAAAAUGCUUACAGUAGCACACAAAAGCUCAUACCAACAACAAACUUAGUUGGUUUCUAAGGAGCCACUGGAAGGAAAUUUUUUAUUGUUUGUCAACUUGUCAAUCCUACAAACUGAAACAAGGUAAAUUGGUGGGAUUAUAGUUUAUAGGAAUCCUGGAAUUUUGAGCUUUCUUGUCUACAUCAUCGGACUGGUGCCCCCCAAAACCAAAGCCCAUCUUAUCUUUAUUAGCCUUUAAUGGGCUACUAGAUACUUUGUUAGCUAUGCUUCUAAAGAUGAAUAUUUUUGAAUACUUUUAACAAUCACAUAGGCCAUCAAUAACACUUCUGUUUUGUUUAUUCCAGUUAGGACAGAGUCUGAUACACCAGUCUGACGUCAGCUGCAUUGAAAAAGAAAAUCGCGGAGACAUGUCCUGGAGAAAUUGAGAGGUCUGUACUUCCACUUUUCUGUGAGACUGUAUCUUUGUGUGUUUCCUUUCAGCGUGUGGGAACAUAGAAAGAGCCCUUCCAGAUCUGUAGGAUGUUAAGGAAUUGUGGUAUUCUGCUCAUAAUUCACUGACUACUUGAGUCCAAUAUCAUUUCGCCAAACUGGCCUCUCCACAGAGUUCACACAAACAGCAGCAUUCAGAGCAUAGGAAAGCAAAGCACGAAGAAAAGCUAUAAAUCCACAUGACAUUCCAGACUUCAAGUACUGGCCAAUUACAUCUGAAUGGUUGCAAAUAAGCACAGAGUCCAUAAACAGGCACCAGAGCCCUUGUUUAUCCAAACAAAGUCUACGUCUAUAAGCAAUCCAUUCAACCAUUGUGAGUGUUUUCAGAUUGUCAGUUCAUCUGAAGGCAGCCCUAUUUAGGGAAGUUUUUGAUGUUUGAUGUUAUUAUUAUUAUUAUUAUUAUUAUUAUUAAAGAUUUUUAACAUAAACUUUCCAAACAAAACAUCCAUCUUAUCAUCGCUUACACAUCUUGGCUACUUUUAGCCAGUGACAUCCAUCAUUCCCUUCUAAUGAUUUCAUCCUAUCUCUCUUCUGUUUACAAUUUGUCUCUUUACUACUGUUUAUAUAAUCAAAAUCUUAACAUCCUGACUUUUAACUCUUAUUAACAAUAUUUCUUAUCUCCAUUUUUCACAAGACUUCUUGUUAUCCUCCAAGCGUAUUCAAUUGAACACCAUUGCCCUUCAAAUAAUUCACAAAUUUACUCCAGUCCUUCAGGAAUUUUUGGUCCCGCUGUUCUCGGAUUCUCCCGGUCAUCUUAGCUAAUUCUGUGUACUCCAUCAAUUGACUGAAUCAAAUAUAACAUUUUUGGUAGCACAUUCAUUUUUAUAACCGAUAUCCUUCCCCAAAGUGACAAUUUCAUCCUUCCCCACACUUCCAAAUCUCUCUUAAUCUUAUUCCAUACCUGGUUGUGGUUUUAUUGAUAGAAAUUUAUAUUUUGGUGGGUUAACAAUAUUCUUUCUUUACCACCCCUGUUUCUGUUUAUUAUUGCAACUGAUCCACUAUCUUUUUGUCCAUAUUUUUAACAAACUUUUUAUUUUUAUUUACUUUAAAGCCUGCUACUUGUCUAAACUGUUCAAUUUUUUCUAGUACUUCCUUCGGACUUGUUAUUGGUUCAAUUGUUAUUACCAAGUCAUCCAUAAAGGCUUUUACUUUAUAUUCUUUCCUUCUGACUGAUAUUCCUUUAAUUCCUUCUGCUAACCUUAUAUUAUUCAGGAGAAUUCCAGAACCGAUAUGAAUAACAAUGGUGAUAGUGGACACCCUUGUCUUGUCCCUUUUGUAAUUUCAAUAUUUUCUGUUAAUACAUUAUUUUCAAUAAUUUUUGCCUUUUGACUGGAAUAUAUUGCUUUUAAACUUCUCAUAAACAAUUGACCCAUUUCCAUCCUUUCAAAGUUUUUAAUCUUAAAUUCCCUAGAAUUUAAGGCCUUUUCAGCAUCCACAAAUAUUAUGGCUGCCUGCUUUUCAUUCCUGGCCGUCAAGUAUUCAAUAAUAUUCACAAUAUUCCUUAUAUUGUCCUUCAUCUGGCAGCCAGGAAGAAAACCUUAAUAUUUGCAAAUAGUUUAUAAUCACUGUUCAACAAAGAAAUCGGCCUGUAGUUUUUAACAUGUCAUGUCUGAGUCUGGUUUGGGUAUCAGUGUAAUAUAUGCUUCUUUCCAAGUCUCUGGUGUUUCUCCUUUUUUCAAAAUAUUGUUCAUUACUUCCUCCAAUGGUGCCAGUAGGGUCUAGCUGAAAUUUUUAUCAUCAUCUUUUAUUUAUUUAUUUUUUUAUUUAUUACUUAUUUACCCCACUCAUCUGGCUGGGCUUCCUCAGGCACUCUGGGCGGCUUCCAACAAAAUAUUAAAAUACGGUAAUGCAUCAAACAUUAAAAGCUUCCCCAAACAGGGCUGCCUUCAGAUGUCUUCUAAAAGUCUGGUAGUUGUUUUUCUCUUUGACAUCUUGUGGGAGGGUGUUUGUCAGGAUGGGUGCCACUACCGAGAAGGCCCUCUGCCUGGUUCCCUGUAACUUGGCUUCUCGCAGUGAGGCAACCGCCAGAAGGCCCUUGGUGCUGAACCUCAGUGUCCAGGUAGAACGAUGGGGGUGGAGAUGCUCCUUCAGAUAUACUGGACUGAGGCUGUUUAGGGCUAUAAAGGUUACUUUGAAUUGUGCUCGGAAACGUACUGGGAGCUAAUGUAGGUCUUUCAAGACCGAUGUUAUGUGGUCUUGGCGGCCACUCCCAGUUACCAGUCUAGCUGCCGCAUUCUGGAUUAGUUGUAGUAUCUGGGUCACCUUCAAAGGUAGCCCCACAUAGAGCGCAUUGCAGUACUCCAAGCGAGAGAUAACCAGAGCAUGCACCACUCUGGCGAAGCAGUCCGAGGGGAAGAUAGGGUCUCAGCCUGCAUACCAGAUGGAGCUGGUAAACAGCAGAAAUAGUAUCUCGGGUUAAGAACUUUGCUUCAGGAUAAGAACAGAAAUCUCGUAGCAUCAGCGGGAGACCCUAUUAGCUAAAGUGGUAUCUCAGGUUAAGAACAGUGUCAGGUUAAGAACGGACCUCAAGAACGAAUUAAGUUCUUAACCCGAGGUACCACUGUAUAUUGUUUCUCCAACGGGUGUUUUAAUCUCCACACAUCAAUCAAAUUGCAGCUUUCUACCAUAGAGAAGAAAGUUUUGGGUAGUUUACCUUCUUUCUAUUCUAUUCCCAUUUCUCAUUCUAUCAAUUUCCAAUGAAAUUACCCCAUUCAGGUCCCCCAUAAUUAUUUUUUGAUCCACAAAGAUUUGUCUUGCUUCAUAUUUAUUUUUAUAUACAACACCACCCCUCUUUUACUCCUGUCUGAUGAAAUAAAUUCACUUCCUAAUUUCUUUUUUACCAAAAUUCUUCUAUGUUUUCUUGCAACAUGAGUCUCUCAAAAACAAAUAAUAUCUAAGUUCUUUUUAAUAGAAUCUUUUCAACUUUAUUUCUUUUAGUUUUGUUAUUCAAACCAUUAAGACUCCAUGUCAUAAGUGUUCAUGCCGUUUUGUUUUUGCUACUAUUUGUGAACUAGAGUCUUUUAAACUUAUCCUUCCUCCUCCUCCUCUUCUUCUUCUUCUAAUUUAUUAUCUUCUACUUCUACUUCUUGGUCUAUGGUAUCUGUUCCUGCUGCUGCCCCUUCUUCCUCUUUAUCCAGUUCCCUGUACCUCUGGAGGAAUUUUUUUACUUCAUCUUUUUCAGUUUAACUUUUCCUUGUAGUAGAAUGAGACUCCUUCCAGAUACUCCCAUUUAAAAUCAAUAUUGUUUUUUCUCACCACUUGUGUCAGAGGUUUAUAUCCAUCACUUCAUUUCAGCUGACGAACUGGAAUUUCCUGAAAUAUGAAUAUCAUUGCUCUAUCAAUAUAGAACUUCUUUUCUCUUAUUUUUUUAGCAAAAUUAAAUUUCUCAUCUACUUAUCUUUAAAUAUCAUCAAACAAUCUCCUGGAAACUUUUUUCCUUUUUUUGAUUUAACUUUUAUCCUAAAUGCAUUCAAUACUGUAUUGGCAAAUUCAUCUUUUCCAAUUCCUAGCCAUUGUGCAAUUUCAAUAAUUAAUUCUUCUAAAAUAUUCUGUCCUGCUGUUUCUGGGAGAGAUCUGAUUCUCAAAUUUAUCUCUCUUUGCUUCAAUUCCUGCACCACAGUUGCAUCCCACAAUUCCUCCUGUUCCUUAUUCAGCUCUGACACUGCACUUUUAUUUUUCUCAUCCUCCUUUUUUAAAUUCCUUACUUUUCGUUGCAUAGGUUUCAAUCUUUCCUCUAAAUUUUGUGUUCUCUUGCUCACAUCUUUUAUCUGGGCUUUCAUCUCAUUCACAGUUAAAUCUAAUUUUUUGUCCAUCUGCUCCCAUCUACUUUCCAUAUUUGUCUCACUUUGUUUAAUAUCUUUAAUAUCUUUCUUCAGCUCUGCAAACAUUUUUGCAACAUCUCCUUUCCCUUCCAUUUCUUGCUUUGACCCUCUCUGGGUCUCUCCUGAUGUUGCCCCUCCCCUCCUUUUUUCUGUGAUGAUGUCAUUCUUAAACUGUUAUUUCCUCUUUCACCACUAGGUGGCCCUUUUGCCUCCAACCAGUUCUAUAUCAAAUGUAUAUAGCCGAGAGGGAGACAAAGGGUAAAUGCUGCAAUAAUCCAAUAAUUAUUUGUACAAAAACAAAGAGAAAGCAGGAGAAAACGUCUUCCACCACUUACACAGAUUUUCGCACUUUCCACUGUGUCCCCGUCCCAAGAAAAAGAAGAAAUCAAAACCAAGUACCAACAAAACAAAACAAAACAAAUUCUUCCGCCUCUUGGUGGCUUAAUCCAACUUCCCCUGCAUUAUAUUCCAGGAGAAAGGAAAAGAGGAAGGCAUUCACUACAAUUAUAAUGUCUUAACAAUGAAAAAGGUGAAGUUAAAAGAGAGAGAGAAAAUAAAUCCAUCAUGCUCAUUAACCAAAAGGGGGAGGGUGUCCCCAAGUCUCUUCCUGUAAAUAUCUCCUCAAAUUUCUUACAGUACCAGACUUUAGCAGUCUUUUUAUAUUUGUCUCUGCUGGUCUGGUAUUUUAACUCGCAAAAAUAGCUCCAUAAACAUAUUUUUUACAAAUUGCACAGUUUAAAUUAAAAUUGAAAGUAAAAGCCGGAAGCUCCUUCUCCAGCGGGCUCCUUCAACUCCCAAAGGGUUUCAAAUAAGUUUAUUUUCUAGGGAUUUCCACCUCCCUUUCAGUAAACCAAACCUUCAGAACUAAAAAAGUAUAUUUAUUUUUAUUCGCUGUAGGAGAUUAGAAUCUUACUCCGUUUUGCAGGUAAUUCAUGCAGUGUAAAUCAAUCACAGUCGGGGCUGGCCUCCUUUUUUAUCCCUUCUGUCUUCCGAAUCUUUCUCAAUUAGAAUUUCCCAACAUUUUGCCAGAUUCAGGUUUCUUUUUGUUCAAAAAUCAGCCACUGUGCUGGAUAGACUCAAGGCUUCAAUCCUCCGAGUACUUAAUGGCAUCCCGCGCUGGCGUCUUGAUCUCGCUGCACUUUCCGCUCUCCAAGGGGAGCGUUUUCGGCGCCGGAGAGACGUCCUUAUGGUGCUGGUGGCCUCAAAAUAAUCCUUUUGAGGGUUUGGGGGGGCUGCGGCGCCCUUGCAGACUCCCCCUUUCUUUCGCAAAGAGCUGAACUCUCCCCUAAGGGCUGAGUCCCAUCUCUUCUCAGCUCUGUGGACCAACUGGAAGUCGAUGUUUGAUGUUUUAGCGUGUCUUUAAUAUUCUGUUGGGAGCUGCCCAGCCUUAUGGAUGGGGUUUGAAUAAUGAUAUAUUAUAUUAAUUAAUUAAGGUGAAACAUAUCUUUAUUCCUCUAAUUUAUCAGUCUUUUGGCCACAUUUAGGAAAUGCAUAAUCCACUUUUGUAAUCCAAUUGACAGCUUACAUGCAAUUGGUAUAUUAUUCCAAAGGAUAUUUUCCUCUGAAAGUCUUCCCAUUAGAAUUCAGCUUUUUCAGUGUCACACAUAUUUGCUUAACCACCCACCCCAAAGGAGAAAGAAAAGUGAGAGAGUCCUGGACAGAUAAUUUCCACAAGGAUAGUUCUAUAUCACAAGACGGGCAUGAGAUCAGGUGGUCCAUUCCCUGGCCAUACUUCCUCAGGGAGACAUAGAGAAGAGAGGAGAGAAUCUAGGAGAUGCUUUUAAAUAAAAAAGACGGUGGUGUUAAUUAGGCUCACUUUGUGUUAAGUUCCUUUUCCCUCUUCUGUGAAACCCUAAAAUGGUUUUCUUUCCCCCCAAAGGAGAAGGCGAUCCAAAUUCUGAGGAGACACCUUCAAUUUCAUUGAGAAUAAUGAAGACAAAGUUAAAAUGUGCAUAAUGUUCUUCUGUCUGUGUGCACACUGAGUUUACAAUAAUGAACUCAACAGAAGAUAAACCAUCUAAAGCUAUGCAGUGCAAAAAGAGCUUGAACUGGAGCAAAACUCAUAGGAAACAUCAACAAAUGCCCCAGGGUGAGAAACCAUUUAAAUGUGUUGAGUGUGGAAAGAGCUUCAGUCAAAGUGGGAACCUUAGAACACAUCAGCAAAUUCACACGGGAAAGAAACCAUUUAAAUGCAUGGAAUGUGGAAAGAGCUUUGGUCGUAGGGACGCCCUUACAAUACAUCAGCAAACUCACACAGGGAUGAAACCAUUUAAAUGUAUGGAAUGUGGAAAGAACUUCAGUCAAAGUGGAAACCUCAGAACACAUCAGAAAACUCACACAGGGGAGAAACCAUUUAAAUGUAUGGAAUGUGGGAAGAGCUUCAGUCAAAGUGGAUAUCUCAGAACACAUCAGCAAACUCACACAGGGGAGAAACCAUUUAAAUGUAUGGAAUGUGGGAAGAGCUUCAGUCAAAGUGGAUACCUCAGAACACAUCAGAAAACUCACACAGGGGAGAAACCAUUUAAAUGUAUGGAGUGUGGAAAGAGCUUCAGUCAAAGUGUACUCAGACUGCACCAAAGAACUCACACAGGGGAGAACCCAUAUAACUGUAAAGAGUGUGGAAAGAGCUUCAGUCAAAUUGGAAAUUAUAAAAAACACCAAAGAACACACACAGGGGAGAAACCAUUUAAAUGUAUGGAGUGUGGAAAGAGUUUUCGUCAUAGUGUAACCUUUAGAAUACAUCAGCGAACUCACACAGGGGAGAAACCUUAUAAAUGUAUGGAGUGUGGAAAGAGCUUCACUUCAACCAAAAACCUUAGACUGCACCAAAGAAUUCACACAGGGGAGAACCCAUAUAACUGUAUAGACUGUGGAAAGAGCUUCAGUCAAAGUGGAAAUUAUAAAAGCCACCAAAGAACACACACAGGGGAGAAACCAUUUAAAUGUAUGGAGUGUGGAAAGAGCUUCCGUAUUGGUGGAAUCCUUAGAAGCCAUCUACAGACUCACACAAAGGAGAAACCAUUUAAAUGUAUGGAAUGUGGAAAAAGCUUCAGUCAAAGUGGAAACCUUAAGAGACAUCAGCGAACUCACACCAGAGAAUAACCAUUGAAUUGUAAGGAGUGUGGAAAGAAACUCGGUCAAAGCGGACAUUUUAAAGACACCAGAGAACAUUCACAGCAGGGGGGAAAGCAUUUAAAUGUGAGGAUUUUGUGUGCAAAGAGCUUUACUGAUAGUGAGAAAUCAUUUAAAUAUAUGGAAUCUGGAAAGAGCUUCAGUCAGUGUGGAAGGAGCUUCAGUUGGAGUGCAGAUCUUAAUAUACAUCAGCCGUUAGAUGCAUAGAGUACAUGCGAAGUUCUGGUGUCUGCAUGUAAAUUUGUACCCAUGUAUUCAAGUAAUGAAGGUGAUGUCUCACAAUAGUAAAUGCAAUAUCAUAUGUCAUGAACUGUUUGCAGAGAGCGUGAACCUGCAAUGCUGGUGGUCAGUGUUGAUGCUCUUUGAGUCGGCUGAAGUUCAGUCUUUGGUAGAGAGAGUUGGAAAUGUUGAUGUUUCAGGAUUGCUAAUAGAGCAUUGUGGAAAUUACAGGGUGAAAGUUGUGAUGCUUUGGAAGCAGGGUUCGUUAUAUUAGUAGUAUACGAACAACCGUAUAACACCUAUUGUUGUAAUUAUACUAAAUGAACAAAUAAGACACAGAAAGAGUGAGGCCAACUUCUUAUGUGCAUAAACCCCUUCUGUAGUUUUUAUAAUUGAUACACUAAUUGUGUUACAACCCUUCCUCUUACUUGGUUCUCUGAAGCGCACAAUGUUCAGAUAAAACAUUAUUUCCAGUGGCAGCAGGAAUAGAGGAAUGAAGAAAGCAGGGUUCCUGGGGUGUCCAGAGGGGUGUGAAAGAGACUCCCUCCCCCGCUCCUCUAGAUGAAUAAAAGCAACUGGGGGAAGAGAAGGUGGUGGAGAAAGAGAAACAUGGCCUUGGGUGGGUGAUUCUGUUUUGGGUGCUGUCAGUAACUUCUCCAGAGGGGCUCUGGGGCAUCCUUUGCUCCUCUCUCCUUCCCAAGGGUCUGUGGCUCCUCCAAGUCCUCCUAGAGAAGGAUCCAUUAAUAGGGCUUGGAGGGAAAGAGUGUUCUAGAUCAGCUGCUGCAUCCUUGUUUCUCUUUGGGGUUCUGGAUCUGCCUUCUGUAUCUGCCCCCACGUUAUGCAACCUCUCAAGUCGAGACUGAACUGGUGUUUCUGUUGUAAAAUUAGUUAACCCAUUUAGCAUAUGAUAGAAUUCAUAUAACCUAACUGUGAAUGAAACAUACGUACCUUUGUUAUACCUUCAUCUUACUUUCUCUGAUAGAAGCUAUGUCUCAGUGCCCUAAUAAUUUCUAGGCUACGUGGACUUCUCAACCCCGACUUCCACCCGCUUAUCUUUCAAACUAUUGCUUAAAACGUUUAGAAAUAGAAGAUUUAUGUAACCGACUCUUCUUCCCUUGAGUCUUCUUCCCAGGCAUUGGGAGCCAUUGGAAUGGUAAGCUAAGGACUUUCUAAAGGUCUGGUUGUCAGGUUGAUGGACAAUAAAUGAAUGAAAUGUAAAUCCUAAGACAGCAAGACACCAGGAUACCCAAAAUAAUGGACAGAAGAACCGUUUUAGCUCCCUGACCUGUGACCUUCCAGUACAUGUAUAACUUCUAUGAGCUAAUGCCUGUACCUUUCUCAAAAAAUCCCUCUCAAAGUUGUACUAAAAUGAACCUCUGGUUUUGAGUCGCUGGAGUUAUUGCAAUAGCAUUUCUCUCUAUAAACUGGGUCCCUUCCGGACGUUGAAUUUUCCUAUCUCUUGACUGUGUUUUUCUUUGAGGUGUUAUUCCUUCCCCUGGCAUUGGCCAUUGAGGGGUAGUUUGGAAGGAAAUUCUUACCCCGUAUCUUAAAGCCUGGAAUAAACUAUUUCAAAAGGAAUAAGGGAGUAUCAGAUUUCCCUCACUCUCUUUCCAUCCUAGGAAAGGCCUUGUCUGAAGUUGUUCCUGGUUCCUGGAAUCCCCUUUCACAAGGAGCCCCAAACUCUUCCUCUCACAGGCAAACUCCUGCUUUCCCCACCUCUGCUCUAUGAACUGCCAUAUCGUGAAACCAAAGGUGAUGUAGAUACAUGGA